Molecule: messenger RNA, 1573 nt
Organism: Sphaeramia orbicularis (orbiculate cardinalfish)
Lineage: Eukaryota; Metazoa; Chordata; Actinopteri; Kurtiformes; Apogonidae
Gene: sagb
Product: S-antigen; retina and pineal gland (arrestin) b
Exons: 16
Coding region: 137-1297 (386 amino acids)
Biological process (GO): G protein-coupled receptor internalization; signal transduction
Cellular component (GO): photoreceptor inner segment; photoreceptor outer segment
Molecular function (GO): G protein-coupled receptor binding
Source: RefSeq, a predicted model, not a curated record
UCCUCCUGCUGACCACGCUGCCCCAGUGGAGAUUAUAAAAGCCUCCGUGGUCCUGAUCAGCUGUUCCAGACCCACCUCCGGUCCAGGUCCAGCUCAGACUCAGCGCUGCUUCAGGUAAAAACAUCACUCAGUCACCAUGAGUCCCAAACACAUCGUCUUUAAGAAAGUCUCCCGCGACAAGUCGCUGACCGUCUACAUGGGCAAAAGGGACUUUGUGGAUCAUUGCGACUUCGUGGAUCCGGUCGAUGGAGUUCUUCUGAUCGACCCAGUGCAGCUAAAAGGAAAGAAAGUGUACGUGAUGCUGUCGUGUACGUUCCGGUACGGUCGUCAGGACAUGGAUGUGAUGGGCGUGGCCUUCAGGCGGGACCUGUUCGUGGUGACCCGUCAGGUUUACCCUGAACUUCAGGACAAGGAGAAGCUGACCCACACCAAGGUCCAGCAGAAACUGCUCCGGAAGCUCGGAGACAACGCCUACCCCUUCUACUUCGAGUUUCCAGACAACCUGCCGUGUUCUGUGGCUCUGCAGCCUGGACCCAAUGACGUGGGAAAGAAAUGUGCAGUGGAGUUUGAGGUGAAGGCGUUCUGUGCUGAACAUCAGGACGAGAAGGUCGAGAAACAGAGUUCAGUGCGUCUCACCAUUCGUAAAAUCCAGUACAGUCCAGAGAACAGUCAAGUGGUUCCAGUCGCCGACACCACCUUCGAGUUCCUGAUGUCGGAAAAACCUCUGCACAUCAAACUGAGUCUGCCCAAAGAGACGUUUUACCACGGUGAACCGGUCAAAGCUAUGGUUGAAAUCACCAACUCCUCCAACAGGAACAUUAAGGACAUCAGUCUGUCAGUUGAACAAGUGACCAACGUCGUUCUUUACUCCAACGACAAAUAUGUUAAAUCAGUGGCCAAAGAGGAGACCACGGACUGUGUUCCCUCAGGGACGAGUCUGAAGAAAGAGUUCACCCUGUACCCUAUGCUGGCCUACAACAAGGAACGUAGAGGACUGGCCCUGGAUGGACGCCUCAAACACGAAGACACCAACCUGGCUUCGUCCACCAUUGUGAAGCAGGAGGUGUUGAAGGAGGUCCAGGGGAUGCUGAUCUCAUAUAAGAUGGUGGUGAGGAUGAUCGCCUCUGGGACCAUCGGAUCCAGUGAGGUGUCUCUGGAGGUCCCGUUCAGACUCAUGAAUCCUAAACCUGAACCAGCCAAGGAGAGUGAGACUGAUGACAUGGUGUUUGAGGAGUUUAAGCGAGCCUACCUGAAGGGAGUGAUCGGCGACGACGACGAGUCCCCGACCGAGGCCUGAACGCACCACGGCUCCACCCACCUCCAUCCCCCCAGUCCACCUUUAACCCCCCGGUCCACCUCCAACCCCUGGUCCACCUCCACGCCCGUGGUCCACCUCCAACCCCUGUUCCACCUCCAACACCCUGGUCCACCUCCACCCCCCUGGUCCACCUCCACCCCCCUGGUCCACCUCCAACCUCCCUGGUCCACCUCCACCCCCCUGUUCCACCUCCACCCCCCCGGUCCACCUCCACCCCCCCGGUCCACCUCCACCCCCCUGGUCCACCUCCAACCU